Messenger RNA from Ochotona princeps (American pika), 2591 nucleotides. It is a transcript of the gene OMG, whose product is annotated as oligodendrocyte myelin glycoprotein. The record is from RefSeq and is a predicted model, not a curated record. Gene Ontology annotation, biological process: neuron projection regeneration. Lineage: Eukaryota; Metazoa; Chordata; Mammalia; Lagomorpha; Ochotonidae. The coding region runs from base 906 to 2234 and encodes 442 amino acids. The transcript has 2 exons. Gene Ontology annotation, molecular function: protein binding.
CAAAUACAUGGUUAUUCAUUUAGCACCAAAAUAUCUCUAGAAAAAGCAGUCAUAUUCAUUUACCAGUCAUAUAAGUUUCAUGAAGAGCAAAAAUAAACUUUAUCCCUAAAACACAUAAUAAAACAUUUAGCGUGCCACAGGAAUUAAAAAUAAAAAAUAAGAUGCUCAUUUUAAAGAGUAAUGUAGUUUUUUUAUAGCCUUAAGCAAAUAAUUCUCUGUGUCAGAGAAAAAUAAAGGCAAAAUAAUCCUGUUUAAGUACUUCUGUAUCUCCUUAAAAAGAUGAAAUAUUUAAGUGGGUAAUAAAUUCGAAAAGCUGAGUGAACAACAUGACAAUGACUAUAGCAUAAAUGGACAUAAAAAUCAAACAGACUGUUAUGGUAUUUUAAGAAAUAACACGACUGUACAAUUUUUGGAAAGAAUAUAAAAAGGCAGGAAUUAAAAAUCUUAAUAUCUUAGAAGCUAUCCAAAAGGAAAGUCAAGCUCAUUCUGAACACUUUUCAACAUGUAAAAAGAAUUCAAGCAGAGGCAUUAAACAGAACCACAAAUUCUUAAUGAGGCAAACGUUAAAAUGGAGACUGAAAGCUAAGCAGACAAGCAGAAAGCAGCAAGGGCUGGUUCUAGGGUGUGUGACGUCUUGUACCCUGUAACAGGUCCGGUGCAGGUCAUGCACUUGCAGAGAGCCUGCACCUCUCGCAGUGCAUUGAGUCAGCGCCCAUGACAGCUCUGCAGUCCUCCUCUGUGGUCCUGAUCAGGUGGUUGCAGAGCUCCAGCUCCCAGCAGCACAAUGCAGCUGAGCAGGCACGCACAGCCCACGGCCACAGACGGUGCCGACUCUCCAGAACAACACGACCUCUAAGCUUUACAUUUCCCGGAGAAAAUGAGAUGCUGAUGGUGAAGACGACACUAUGGCUUUGAUGGAAUAUCAGAUAUUGAAAAUGUCUCCCUGCCUGUUCAUCCUUCUGUUUCUCACACCUGGUAUUUUAUGCAUUUGUCCUCUCCAAUGUAAAUGCACAGAGAGGCACAGAUAUGUGGAUUGUUCAGGCAGAAACUUGACUACAUUACCGUCUGGACUGCAAGAGAAUAUUAUUCAUUUAAACCUGUCUCAUAACCACUUCACUGAUCUGCAUAACCAGUUAACGCAGUAUACCAAUCUGAGGACCCUGGACAUUUCAAAUAACAGGCUGGAAAGCCUGCCUGCUCAGUUACCUCGGUCUCUUUGGAAUGUGUCUGCUGCUAACAACAACAUUAAACUUCUUGACAAAUCUGAUACUGCUUAUCAAUGGAAUCUUAAAUAUCUGGAUGUUUCUAAGAACAUGCUGGAGAAGGUUGUCCUCAUUAAAAACACACUUAGAAAUCUUGAGGUUCUCAAUCUCAGUAGUAACAAACUUUGGACAGUUCCAACCAACAUGCCUUCCAAAUUACUUAUUGUGGACCUGUCUAAUAAUUCCUUGACCCAAAUCCUUCCAGGAACAUUAAUAAACCUGACAAAUCUCACACAUCUUUACCUACACAACAAUAAGUUCACGUUCAUUCCAGAGCAGUCUUUUGACCAACUCUUUCAAUUACAAGAGAUAACUCUUCACAAUAACAGGUGGUCAUGUGAUCACAAACAAAACAUGACUUACUUAUUCAAGUGGAUGAUGGAAACAAAGGCCCAUGUAUUAGGGACUCCCUGUUCUAACCAAACAUCAUCGCUGAGGGAGCAGAACAUAUAUCCCACACCUGCUGGAUUUACCUCAAGCUUAUUCACUGUAAGUGGUACACAGACAGGGGACACCAUUAACUCUCUAAGCAUGGUAACUCAGCCCAAGGUGACCAAAAUACCCAAACAAUUUCGAACAAAGGAAACGUUUGGUGUCACACUAAGCAAAGAUAGCGCCUUCACUAGCACUGAUAAGGCCUUGGUGCCCUAUCCAGAAGAUACAGCCACAGGAGCCACCAAUUCCCAUGAAGCAGCAGCUGCGACUCUCACUGUUCAUCUCCAGGAUGGAAUGGUUGCAAACACAAGCCUCACUAGCUCCACAAAAUCCUCCCCAACACCCUUGACCCUAAGUAUCACCAGUGGCAUGCCAAAUAAUUUCUCAGAAAUGCCUCAACAAAGCACAACCCUUAACUUACGGAGGGAAGAAACAACCACAAACGUAAAGACUCACUUACCUUCUGUUGCAAGUGCUUGGGAAGUAAAUACUUCGUUUCUCUUAAUGCUUAAUGCUGUGGUCAUGCUGGCUGGCUGAGGGUCUGCACUUUCUGAUCUAAUGAAAGCACUCCUCUCUGAUGUACAGUCGGGAAAAUAUGCCCCUAUCUAACCAGUGACUCAAGCUAUAUUAACUAUUCAAGAAAGCCAGUCUUACAUUUUGGACUCCGAUGUAAAUGAAGUAACUUGUCUUAAAUAAAAGAAGCGCACAAUGUCUUGGUACUUGCUGCUAUUUUACUGUCUUAAGUAAAACUAAUGAGUUUCUUUUUAAUGAAAUGUUUUCUUUUUAAGGCUUCAAUUUAUUGCACAAUAUACAAAGCAUCUAAACUUUAAUAUGUAUUUUAUGUAUGUUUACACUGUCAAACAUCUGAGAAAAAAAAUAAAAGGUCUAUGCUCA